UGCCUUGGUUUGAUGACUACUCGGAUGAAAUGAGGGCUCGUGAGAUCAACAACGGACGCAUUGCCAUGUUUUCAGCUAUCGGCCAGAUUGCAGCCGGCCUCUAUACAGGCAAGGCGGGUCUUGAGCAGUUCGGUCUCUAAUAUCUUUUUGUUUAGCGCUAGCUUGUCCAUUUUCGAGUCAGAGCUCAUGCUCGUGACUCCAGUCACCCUUGUGGCGAUCAGAUGUUGAAUUUGGAUGCAGAGUUGCAGGUUCAUCUGGCAACACCAGUCCAGAUGUAUACCAUCUGAGAAAGGAACAGUGUGGAAAAGGUGUGUUUGGUGUUCGCAGGCCUCCAGGCACAGUAUCUUACUUUUCUUUCCCCCUCCAAUCUUACUGUAGGGAACUUGGGUCAGCCCUUCAUGUUGUGCAGAAGUUUCAGGCACCAAAGAACAUUUUUGACAUGCGUUGAACAAUCGUUGCUGCAAUCUUCGAGAGCUAUUCUCUCCUUGCGCCCAGACUCUUAGGUGUGCUCAAGCUUUCGUGGACAUAAUCUUGGACACCGACUUGUCACCAUGGCUUAUGCAAAGACUCUCAUUGCUGGCGUCCUGGCCGCUCCUUGUGUGGAUGCUUUUGUAACACCUGGCACACAGGGAGUGACCCUUCGUGGUUCUGCACCUGUGUCAGCGCAGUCUGAGUCCAACUUUGGUGCCUACUCUGCCCUUGCUGCCGCAUCUGCUGGUGUUGCCGCAUUGGGCUUUGCCGGUGGUAAGAAGCCUGUUGGCCGCAAGAAUGUUGUGUGCAACUUCAGCAAGGAGACCCAGAUUGGUGCUAUGGAUCCUGUUGGAUUCUUUGACCCUUUGGAUUUCUGCAAGGAUGAGGCUACCUUCAAGGACCUCCGCGCCAAGGAGAUUAAGCACGGUCGCUUGGCGAUGAUGGGCGCCCUUGGAAUGUUGACGCAGAGCCUUGUGCAAUUGCCUGGCUUCGAAGGUGUGCCAAAGGAUGUGACAGCAGCAACUGUUGGCAACGGCCAGAUUGGCUUUUUCUUGGUCAUUGGGAUCAUCGCAGUGCUUGAAGCAACAGUCUUUGUGCAGGAUGAGAGCAAGGAGCCAGGCAACUUUGGCAAUCCAUUGCCUUGGUUUGAUGACUACUCGGAUGAAAUGAGGGCUCGUGAGAUCAACAACGGACGCAUUGCCAUGUUUUCAGCUAUCGGCCAGAUUGCAGCCGGCCUCUAUACAGGCAAGGCGGGUCUUGAGCAGUUCGGUCUCUAAU
Molecule: messenger RNA, 1248 nt
Organism: Durusdinium trenchii
Lineage: Eukaryota; Dinophyceae; Suessiales; Symbiodiniaceae
Source: the annotation of a GenBank genome assembly